Molecule: messenger RNA, 1745 nt
Organism: Aspergillus ibericus CBS 121593
Lineage: Eukaryota; Fungi; Ascomycota; Eurotiomycetes; Eurotiales; Aspergillaceae
Exons: 1
Coding region: 397-1350 (317 amino acids)
Source: RefSeq, a predicted model, not a curated record
AAUUGAGUUCCAAGCCAUCGGCCGUCAAAUUGGCCUGCAGAAACACAGCCAGGCCUAGAAGGGUCGAAGACGUCAGAGACGGGCAUUAAGGUUUCCGCGACCCGCGCGGACCAAGUGCCGCUCUCUCCUUGCCGGCCAUGUCCAUCUCCUUACAAGAUGAUGAAUCCUCCCAGCAAGUUUAUUUUCCCUGAUCUUUGUCACGGAAGCUGCAGUUCAAUUCCACAAUUCCACGCAGAGUCUGGCAGACAUGGAGCUGGUGGUAAAGUGGCAGCUCAUGGGCCAGUUAUAGAAUCCGUCGGCUUUUGAGCUCCUUUGCUUCUUUCACAGAUUACCCAGUCGCUAAUCGCCAGUCGAUAUGAGAUUGCUGGCCCCUAUAGACCGACCGAUCUUGGUACGAUGUCACACAACGUCAGUAUCGACACCUCUAACGGCGACUUUUCAUCCGUCACCCCGAGCGACUCAGUCCAGAGAUAUGUCAUCUCUGCAUUUGCUGCCAUCACCUGGUACAAUGCGAUCGAGCUCGUGGUGCUCUGUCUGACGACCUUUCACCGGUACCAGGGAUGCUAUUUCUGGAGCUUGUUCGUCACCUCCGUCAGCCUGAUUCCUCACUGCGUGGGAUACCUGCUUUUUAUCUUCUCCUUUGGAAUCUCUCCUUACAUACCCGUGUCCCUGAUCAUCCCAACAUGGAUCUGCAUCAUCACGGGACAUUCCCUCGUUCUAUGGUCGCGAUUGCAUCUCCUCCUGCAGGCACCAAGGCUGUUGCGGGGCCUCCUCUACAUGAUCAUCCUCGAUUGCAUUUUCCUCCAGAUACCCACCGCAGUCCUUCUCUAUGGAUCCUUGAAUGACACCCCCAACUUCCCCGAGGGGUACGACAUCAUGGAGCGGAUCCAGCUCGUGGCGUUUUCCGUCCAGGAGGCUAUCCUUUCCGGUAUAUACGUGUUGGAAACCAUCAAGAUGCUGCGUCUUCGCCCAGAGCGGCCACGGUUCAUCAUCCUUACCCAGUUGCUCGUCAUCAACAUCUUUAUCCUCAUUCUGGACGUCGCAGUCGUGGCCAUUGAAUACGCUGGAUACUAUGCGUUGCAGGUCAUGUUCAAACCUGUCGCCUAUAGUAUCAAAUUAAAAUUAGAAUAUGCGAUCCUGGGACGGCUGGUCAAGAUCGCUCGCGGGGCGAGUGCGAGUUACGACCCCGACCCAUUAACACCAAGUGCUCGCGGGUUCAACGUUACGGCAUCUGGGUACGAGGACUCGGGCAGCAAUGGUGCAGGCGUCACUGUUGUCCGACAGGUCAACUCCGACCCGUUUAUCAGGCGGUGGUCUGGACAGACUCAUGACAGCUUGGGUCCCUGUUAGGAAGACCCCAGCUCGAUGUGUUAGUAUGUCGCUGACUCCGUGGGACCAGUGCGAAUAUAUUCCGCAAACGUCCAUAAGCCGGCGGUCGUAAGAGUGGACCGAGAAGAGCCGUAAUCAUGACCCUGAAGCCACCGAAUUGCACAGAUACCCAACAAGCCGACUCGGCGCCCUGCGACCAUAUAUUACAAGUGGCGGUAGCCAUAUUGAUAUGGGGUAUCAAGAGAGAGGUAUAUACAGCAGCAAUGCUGUUGUUGCUGGCAAUUCUAGGACUGUUGUGUCUUGGGAACCGGCUAGAAGGUAUAGAAGGCAUAAACCAUCUCAAGGUCCGCUGCUGUGGAGAGAUGCUCCUGUAUACGUCAUAACUAGAUGAUGAGGAUAGAUGAAUCAGAACCCAC